This is a messenger RNA of Symbiodinium natans, 768 nucleotides long. The record is from the annotation of a GenBank genome assembly. Lineage: Eukaryota; Dinophyceae; Suessiales; Symbiodiniaceae.
AUGGUCCAGGAGGAGAAGAUGACAGAGUCCCGCCACAAGCCUGUCAUGGCCCCGGCCUUGGCUCAGCCGUCCACGAGUGCGGCAGCGCCCGUGCCUGCGCCCUCGGCCUACGUCCCCGCGCAGCCCUGCCUGGCCCAGGCAGCUCCGAUGGUGUCACUCCUGACAGUGCCAGUAACACUCGCAAUGCCUGUUGCCUCUCCAGCGCCAGCCGUUCAGCCAGGAUGCGAAUACCCCCGCUUGCUGGGCAGCGUGAGCCCAGCGUCGCAGGGCUCGCCCAAGCCAACCUCGCCCAGCGCCUCGCCGCGCGUGCGGCCUGGGACUCUGGAAGCCACGCAGUUGGAUGAGAACCGCGAGCUCGUGAAGUGGUAUGUGGACGCUGCAAAGUUCGAGUCCAACUCAGAGAGGUUGCUCAGCCCGGAGUUUCAGCUGCACUUCCCCGGGCAGGCGGAGCCCUUCACCUUCCGAAUGGUGAUCCUGGCCACGCAGACGGGUGGAAAGCAUGGUGCCGGAUUCAAGAAGGCUAAGGGCCGAGGUGUCAUCGAGUUGAAAUGCUCUUCUGCCGUGCCUUCAGGUGUGGACCCCGUUACCGCCCUUGUCACAAUUGGUGAAGGAGCCCGCAAGCAGAUCUGCGCAAAGCCGAUUGAGCACAAUUUCGGCGAGAAGACCUGCUGCCAGCUGCGGAAUGGCGAGGAAGCUGAUUGGGACUUCAGACAGUCGAUCAGCAGAGACUCCAAGAGCUGCGAGAUUUCGGUGGAGAUCCACCUUUGA